AUGGAGAGUCUACGGGUAGGCUCCAACAGACACUCCGGUUACCGAGAAGUCACUCCUCGAAUGAUUGAUCAAGACGGAAAGCUACUAUCACGGGCUCGCAGGUGGAUUCGGCGUGAGCUGCAGGUAUUCACCUUUUUGAGCUUGCGAGAGGGUCAAAGUCAUGCUAAUAGGGGUGUUCGAAUCGGUAACCCGGAGUACUUGCUCGAAUAUAUCGUUGCCGUAAUACGUACGGUAGAUAUAAAGGGGAGUGCAGGACAGGCCGAGAUGAUGCUACGAGAUUUUCUGGGGAAGGAAUAUGCGUGUUUAUUCCUGCAUGAGCUGCAGUCCUGGCUGAGAAGUCCGUUUGAGACACUGGGAGAGUGGGACGCAGCAGUUCAGUAUGAUGAAAUUGGGAUAUCAUGA
Nannizzia gypsea CBS 118893 is the source of this 402-nucleotide messenger RNA. RefSeq lists its product as hypothetical. The transcript is spliced from 2 exons. The record is from RefSeq and is a predicted model, not a curated record. Bases 1 to 402 code for a protein of 133 amino acids. Lineage: Eukaryota; Fungi; Ascomycota; Eurotiomycetes; Onygenales; Arthrodermataceae. Gene Ontology annotation, biological process: protein polyubiquitination; protein monoubiquitination. Gene Ontology annotation, molecular function: ubiquitin protein ligase activity.